Plectropomus leopardus (leopard coralgrouper) is the source of this 586-nucleotide messenger RNA. The record is from RefSeq and is a predicted model, not a curated record. Lineage: Eukaryota; Metazoa; Chordata; Actinopteri; Perciformes; Serranidae.
AUCAUGUUUUAGUGGAUGUUUGUGAACGUACAGCUGCAAACAAACGUCUUCGUGUCGUGCUCAGCGUUUCCUUUUGUUUUUUUUUUAGUGUACAUGAGGUGCACAGGAGGAGAAGUGGGAGCCACAUCAGCCCUGGCCCCCAAAAUCGGUCCCCUCGGUCUGUCUCCCAAAAAAGUCGGUGACGACAUCGCCAAGGCGACCGGUGACUGGAAGGGCCUGAGGAUCACCGUGAAGCUGACCAUCCAGAACAGACAGGCGACGGUGGAGGUGGUUCCCUCUGCGUCCGCUCUGAUCAUUAAGGCUCUGAAGGAGCCUCCUCGUGACAGGAAGAAGGUCAAGAACAUCAAGCACAGCGGCAGCGUGCCCUUCGACGAGAUCGUGAACAUCGCUCGCGUCAUGCGGCCUCGCUCCAUCGCCAGAGAGCUCUCAGGAACCAUCAAAGAGAUCCUCGGCACCGCUCAGUCCGUCGGCUGCACCAUCGACGGUCGCCCUCCCCAUGACGUCAUCGAUGACAUCAACAGCGGCAAACUCGAGUGUCCGUCUGAGUAAACGAGCGGCGCGAAUAAAACGUUCACAAAAAACAGAA